AUGUCCGAACGAAAAGUGCUCACCAAGUACUACCCACCGGAUUUCGAUCCUUCGAAGAUCACGCGCCAGCGCGGCCCCAAGAAUGCCGGUCCUAAGCUGAUGACGGUCCGCCUCAUGGCACCUUUCUCCAUGAAAUGUACCCACUGCGGCGAGUUCAUCUACAAAGGCCGCAAGUUCAAUGCGCGCAAGGAGACGACCGACCAAAAGUACUACAACAUCGCCAUCUUCCGCUUCUACAUCCGAUGCACGCGAUGCUCCGGCGAGAUCACCUUCAAGACAGACCCCAAGAACAUGGACUACGAAUGCGAGCGUGGCGCGAAGAGAAAUUUCGAGCCGUGGAGAGAGGCCAAGCUCAAUGAGGAGACUGAAGAGGAACGCCUGGAUCGCAUAGAAAGGGAGGAGGCAGAGCGCGACGCCAUGAAAGAACUCGAGACAAAGGUCAUCGAUGCCAAAACCGAGAUGGCCAUCGCGGACGCUCUGGACGAGAUUAGGUCGAGAAACGCAAGGCUAGAGAAGGCGGACCGCGAGGGCAAGGGAACCGAGGUACAACCCGAUGCUGCCGACGAACGACGCAAGAAGCAGGAGGAAGAAGACGCAGAGGCUGCACGACAAGCAUUCGCGAAUCGGAGCAUGCCUGACAUCGGCGAGGAGACGAUUGACGAAGACAUGUUCGACGCGCCUAUCGAGGUACCUGUUGCUACAACUUUCACCAAGAAGCCGAAGGAAAAGAAAGACUUUAGCGCAGCGUUAGGCCUGAAGAAAAAGGCGCCUGCCUCGACCCCCGCCCCUCAGGUCAAAGCCGCCGCACAACCCUCGAAAUUAUCGACCAUGCUCGUAGCUGGUUAUGAUAGCGAUGACGACUGA
Molecule: messenger RNA, 864 nt
Organism: Alternaria ethzedia
Lineage: Eukaryota; Fungi; Ascomycota; Dothideomycetes; Pleosporales; Pleosporaceae
Exons: 1
Coding region: 1-864 (287 amino acids)
Biological process (GO): mRNA splicing, via spliceosome
Cellular component (GO): U2-type catalytic step 1 spliceosome
Source: RefSeq, a predicted model, not a curated record